Molecule: messenger RNA, 1411 nt
Organism: Sorghum bicolor (sorghum)
Lineage: Eukaryota; Viridiplantae; Streptophyta; Magnoliopsida; Poales; Poaceae
Exons: 8
Coding region: 147-1091 (314 amino acids)
Biological process (GO): chromosome segregation
Cellular component (GO): Ndc80 complex
Source: RefSeq, a predicted model, not a curated record
AAACAACUCCAUCCCACCCUCCCAAGUCCCGACUCUCCCGUUCCGUUGCAAAAUCCCCCAAUUCAAUUCCCUCACUCGCUCGCUCCCUCUCCGGCGUGCUCGUGGGAUCCGCUGGAGAAGGAGCCACGCCGGAGAAGGAGCAGCGGAUGUCGUCGUCCAACCUCGAGCAAUAUCUGGCCGCCGCCCUCUGCCGUCACACCCCCGCUGCCGCUACCGCCACCGCCGCGCCUGCUGGAGCCGGGGGAGGGACGCCGGAUCUGGCGGCGGUGGCGAUUCAGCGCCAAAAGGCCGCGCAGCGCGCCAGGUUCACGACGGCCGCGUUCUCCGCGGAGUUCGCCCCGGCCCGGUCCCUCGCCGACCAGUACUUCUCGCGCCGAGAGCAGGUGAAGGGACUCGAGGAUCAGCUCCGGGACAUCCAGUCGCAGCGCAGCGAGGCUGCCACACUGCAGUCGCGGAAGGAACCGAAAAUCGAGCGUGCCACAGAGUUCAUCUCGGAGGCCACGGAUAGGAAUGAGCAGCUCCGUAGCUCGGUGGCGGAUGUCAGGGAGAAGAGGAACUUGCGUGCUACAAUCACAUCCCAGGAACUUCAAGCUCUCCAGUCACUUGAAGCAGAGAGUAAUGAAGGUGCCGAGACGAAUGACAAGACACUAGAAACUAUUCUCUGGUAUGAGAAGUUCCUUGGCUUCCGGAUUGUCGUAGGUAAAGAUGUGAAGUUUGUUUUCAACAAGAUUCCACAACGUCGAGAGAAGGAGUACUCGUUUCGUGUAAGUCGGAGUUUACAAUUAAUCGAAUGUGAUCCUCACGUCAAGGAUAUUGAGGAAUUGGCGAAGGAUUUGGAUUUGAAUGAACAUCUCUUCAAGUUUGCAAGAAUGGCCAGAGAGAAAUUCCAGUCUUCUUUCAUGAAUGGGACUCUUCCUGGAACCCCAGAGACCCUUCCUGUAAGCAACAGAAGUGAGGACGCUCACAAUGAAACCCAAUCCUCAAGCAAGAAAAAUGUGCAGUUACUUCCUGUUAAGAAAGAAGACACAGCCCUGUUAGGAGCGUCUCCUGGUGUUCGGCGUCGUUCUAAACGUCUCAAGGGAAUGCGGUGAGCUAGUAGCCGAAGUAGAUUCUGACCUGGAUCUUGAACCCAGUGAUUAGCUGAUGUUGUGGUGAUUUUUUCUUAUGGUGCUUCUCUUUCUUUUAAUUUAACUGAAACCUAGAAGGGUACGGUGGUUCGGUUGGCAGUUGGCCAAGCAGAGUGGCUAACUUGGCUUGUAAUAUUUUGUUGUACUCUGCUGUAGUGGAUGAGGCCUCAUGGGUCGUGCUCUGGUUUAUGGUGUCUAUAUGUAGCAAGCUUAUGAGAUUUUAGCAACCACGAGCUCGUUGGUUGCCGCUAGCACUUAACCAAAUUAUCUGAUAUUCAUACCCA